CAGCACCCGCUGAUUGGAAGAAGGCCUUGAUUGUUCCAAAUUUGAAAAAGGCAAUCCUGCUGAUUCAGACAAUUACAGAGGCAUCAGCCUGCUAAGUAUUGCUGGCAAGGUUUAUGCGCUUAUUCUGCGAUCCAGACUGGCAGGUGGGCAGAGGAGCUCCUUUCUGAAGAGCAAUGUGGGUUCAGGCCGGGAAGAGGGUGCAAUGAUGCGUUGUUCUGCUUGAAAUUGUUGUACGAGCGGGAUCUAAGGAAACAAAAACCAGUCUCCACGUAUUUUAUAGAUCUCAGUAAAGCAUAUGAUUCUGCAAAUAGGCAACUGGCCUGGAGGAUGCUGAGAAGCAGAGGGGCACCAGAAAAAUUUGUUGAUCUGAUUGAAAACUUGCAUUUGGGCACAACUUAUGAUAUGCAGUCAGACUCAGGCAGAGCAGAGAAUUGGUUUAGUGUAGCCACAGGCUUCAAGCAAGGAGAUGUGAAUGCCCCAUUGUUGUUCAACGUUUACAUCGAUACUAUAGUGAGAGUCUUUCAGCCAUUGAUAAGCCACUAAGGUGUGCUGUGGUCAUACAAAAUUGAUGGCAAUCUCAGAGAGUGCCACAAGCCUGAUGCAACAAGUUUGAGCUGGAUAUUCAUGUAUGCUGAUGACAUCGCCCUUGUAGCUGAGAGUGAGCAAGACUUGCAGCAGGCUCUCAGAAUCAUUGUUGAUACAUUUGUUCCAGUGGAGAGCAUUAAUUCAGGUGUUGCUUGACGUACCUAGAUUUUAAGGACUGGAAAACGUGUAACAAUAUC
Messenger RNA from Coccomyxa subellipsoidea C-169, 782 nucleotides. RefSeq lists its product as hypothetical. NCBI's taxonomy places the organism in Eukaryota, Viridiplantae, Chlorophyta, Trebouxiophyceae, Coccomyxaceae. Bases 328 to 543 code for a protein of 71 amino acids. The record is from RefSeq and is a predicted model, not a curated record. The transcript has a single exon.